AUGACAACAGGCCCAGGUGUAAUUAUUGCAGAGUCGAAGCAGUGUUCGUUAACUUGGUUUGUGGUGUUGAUUAGCUCAAAUUUACAACAUGGUCGAGGCAUUCGUUGGAACUUGGAAGAUGACUUCCAGUGAGAAUUUUGAUGAAUAUAUGAAGGCAAUAGGUGUGGGUUUUGCUACUCGGCAGAUGGGGAAUCUGGCGAAGCCCAAUUUGCAGUUCAGCAUCGACGACGGUGUAAUAUCAAUGAAAUCCCAGAGCACUUUCAAAACCACAGAGGCCAAGUUUAAAUUGAAUGAAGAAUUCGAUGAGAUGACUGCAGAUGACAGGAGAACCAAGACUCUGAUGACCUUUGAGAACGGAAAACUGGUGCAGAAACAAACUUGGGACGGCAAGACUACCACGCUCGAGCGGGAGUUGCAAGAUGGAAAAUUGGUUGCGUAUUGUUUUGGCUGGUAA
This is a messenger RNA of Oncorhynchus gorbuscha (pink salmon), 454 nucleotides long. RefSeq names its product fatty acid-binding protein, adipocyte-like. The record is from RefSeq and is a predicted model, not a curated record. NCBI's taxonomy places the organism in Eukaryota, Metazoa, Chordata, Actinopteri, Salmoniformes, Salmonidae. Bases 89 to 454 code for a protein of 121 amino acids. Gene Ontology annotation, molecular function: fatty acid binding. Gene Ontology annotation, cellular component: cytosol; nucleus. Gene Ontology annotation, biological process: fatty acid transport. The transcript has 4 exons.